AUGGACGACUGGCCAUUCCGUAAGCUUGCGGCCGAGCUCCGCAACAAGAUCUGGGAGCUCGUGUUGAUCCACGAAGAUCCGAUCUUCGUGCGCAGCAGCGUCGAGCCCCCAGGAUCUAGGACGAAACCCGAACAUCUUACGGCUCUGCUCCAAGUCUGCAAGGAAUCGAAGAACGAAUGUUCCGAGAUGUUCUACGCGUCAAACACGUUCAUACUCGAGAGCUUCAGCGGCGCUUCCAGUCUCGACGAGGAUCUUCGCAGAUUCAUACACAAAUUGGGCAACAACGUACCGUUGGUCAAGCGGGUCAUCAUAUCUGCAGGAACGAUAGAUGUGCUGCACCGAGAUUCCUCUUGUUUCUACCGUAUUUGUUACGGUGAACUUGAUCUCCUUGGUCACUGGCGUAGUCGCCUAUCGAGUUUGCGAUUCGAAGUCCGGUUUACCAAGAAGCAUUCAGUGGAGCGAAAUACUGUGUGGGACAACGGAGGUCUACUGCUCGAUAUCGACGUCUUCGAUCUGCCUACGUCUUUUCGGCAGGCGAUGGCCAAGAUCUCGACCGCCAUGGGAGGGAAGACGGUCAAUCUCCUUGCGAUGGAGUCCAAGAUACAUUUACCGCAGUAUGACGAGCUGUGUGCCAGGCAAGAGGUACUUGGAGAGGCUACGCAAGCCAGUGGCCCAGACUUGAGUUUACAAUCAGGUGUGACUGGGCGGAAGCGCCACUUCACUACCGCGCUGUCGACAAAUCCAAUGGAGGAGUCACGAUUGGGCAAGCUCGCACCGGAGCUGCGCAAUCGCAUCUGGGAGUCCGCGGUGACCCAGGACGUCCUCAUCAGACUCAGCACCCUGAUUCGUCCAAACUGCAUCAGUUAUCUCUGGCGCCGUCCAGACGUCAGUUGGGUUUUCAAAACCUGCAAGCAAAUCCAUGUCGAAUGCGCCGACAUGUUUUACGACAACAACACAUUCCACGUGGAUGCAAACACCUUCGGCACGUGUACAGACAACCCACUCACUAUGCUCGCAACUCGAGAUGGCCCAAAGACAAAAAAUCUCACUAUGCGGGGCUUCGAUGACUUCCCACUUCCGGUAGGUAGCAGCCUCCAUGACAACCUUGCGUACGGCCAAAUGAUUGCAGAAGCCAUCCAGGAGCUGGAACCAGAGAAGCUUCUCGCGCUUGCUCCAAAUCUCCGACACUUGAGCUGGCAGGUCACGAUCUACAAAGGCGUGACUCUCGACGUCGAUCUGCGGCACUAUCGCGAGUCGCUUAGGAUGAACGUGGCCAAAGCGCGCGAGGUGGUUGCAGAUUGGAAGCAGACCGGAGACCGUUAUGUUGCGCGGCAUAUUGAGCAAGCUCUCCAACCUAUUUACGCUCUGUGA
This is a messenger RNA of Cercospora beticola, 1371 nucleotides long. RefSeq names its product 2EXR domain-containing protein. NCBI's taxonomy places the organism in Eukaryota, Fungi, Ascomycota, Dothideomycetes, Mycosphaerellales, Mycosphaerellaceae. The record is from RefSeq and is a predicted model, not a curated record.